GUUGCAGUGAGCUGGGAUCACACUACUACACUCCAGCCUGGGUGACAGAGCGAGACUCUGUCUCAAAAAAGAUUUCCAGACUCUGCCUACUGUUCUCUCCUCCCUGACCCCACCUGGGCCCUGCUCCCCGAUCCCUCCCCUUUGGUUAACCCUGGAAGCCUCUUCACUGGCUCCCUGUUCUCCAUCCUCGCCACACAGCCAGAGGGACCUGUGAGCACCUCAGCUGGGUGUCCCACCCCUGCUCAGAGGUCUCCUGUGGCUUCGUCUCAGAGUAAAAGGGUAAAGUGGUCAUCGAGGCCCCUAAGACCCCACCUGAGCUGCUCCACCUUCCUCUUCAGCCCAUCUUUCUGUCUUGUUUGGUCCACCCGACCCGCCUUGACAUUGAAACUCUCCAAACUCCUUCCUGACUCGUGCACUUACAUUGGGUCCCCGCGUGGGUUAUAAGGCGCUGCAACCCUGGCCCGCACAGCGCCUUGGACCCGUUGGACGCCCACCAUGCCGCCCCGAGGGCCAGCCUCUGAGCUGCUGCUGCUGCGGCUGCUCCUGCUGGGGGCGGCCACCGCUGCUCCCUUGGCACCGAGACCCUCCAAGGAGGAGCUGACCCGCUGUCUGGCAGAGGUGGUCACAGAGGUGCUGACCGUGGGCCAGGUCCAGAGAGGACCCUGCACUGCUCUUCUCCACAAGGAGUUGUGCGGGACAGAGCCCCACGGCUGUGCGUCCACCGAGGAGAAAGGCCUGCUGCUUGGGGAUUUCAAGAAGCAGGAGGCUGGGAAGAUGAGGUCCAGCCAGGAGGUGAGGGAUGAGGAAGAGGAGGAGGUAGCAGAGAGGACCCACAAGUCUGAGGUCCAGGAACAAGCCAUCCGCAUGCAAGGGCAUCGCCAGCUCCACCAGGAGGAGGACGAGGAGGAGGAGAAGGAGGAGAGGAAGAGGGGGCCCAUGGAGACCUUUGAGGACCUGUGGCAGCGGCAUCUAGAGAAUGGAGGGGACCUCCAGAAGCGGGUGGCAGAGAAGGCCAGUGACAAAGAGACGGCCCAGUUCCAGGCAGAGGAGAAGGGGGUGCGGGUGCUGGGCGGGGACCGCAGCCUGUGGCAGGGGGCCGAGAGAGGCGGAGGAGAGAGGCGCGAGGACUUGCCCCACCACCACCACCACCACCACCAGCCAGAGGCUGAGCCCAGGCAGGAGAAGGAGGAGGCUUCGGAGAGGGAGGUGAGUAGGGGGAUGAAGGAGGAACACCAACACAGUUUGGAGGCAGGGUUGAUGAUGGUCAGUGGAGUCACAACUCACAGCCACCGGUGUUGGCCCUGCACCACCAGAUCCAUCACUAGUGGAUCACAGUGGCCAAGACUGACACCACGACUGGCUAACAACUUCCGUGCAAGGCCUUUACCUUAUACUUCCACACUACUGUAUGGACUACAGCAACCAAGAUGGCACCAUUGCACAGAAGCAAGCCACCAUCACUAGCAAGUUGGCCACUGUGAAAAGUGGCUGCUGUGCCUACUUCACUAGGUGACAGACAGACACCAUUGCUGGGUCAUGGAAAACAAGAUGUCACCAUGAUUGGUGGCACCAAAAGUGCCGUAACAGGGUGGGCAUGGUGGCUCACACCUGUAAUCCUAGGGAGGGUUAAUCCUUUCAGAGGCCAAGGUGGG
Messenger RNA from Homo sapiens (human), 1652 nucleotides. RefSeq names its product coiled-coil glutamate rich protein 2 (gene CCER2). Gene Ontology annotation, cellular component: extracellular region. The record is from RefSeq and is a predicted model, not a curated record. The transcript has 5 exons. The coding region runs from base 496 to 1464 and encodes 322 amino acids. Lineage: Eukaryota; Metazoa; Chordata; Mammalia; Primates; Hominidae.